AUGUCACUCUGGAGCAACUGGAACCAGCGUCCGUUGUGGUCUAGUGGUUAGGAUUUACGGCUCUCACCCGUAAGGCCCGGGUUCGAUUCCCGGCAACGGAAGAUACAUUUUUGCUUUUCUUUCCUACAAAAAAGACAAAGGAUUGGGAAGAAAAAUUGGAUAAAUUGGCGCGAGAAUGCAGGAGGCCCUUCUACCUUUCACAAACUUUCCAUCCAUUUUCCAUUCUCUUAUACGAAAAAUCCUAUUUCUGUUCUUUUUUUAAUGUAACUUUUUCUUCGAGAUUGGAUGUAUAUUGAAAGCUUAAAGUUUAAAGUAAUUUUAUUCAGUUUUUUUUUGAGUAUACCGAUCGAAAUAAAGCUCUGAAAAGCAAAAAAAAAAGAAAAAGAAAAGUUUUAGCAGUAGUAAUAAAUAGUGGCAGACUCCUAGUGAAACACAAAAAUGAGAUUGUUUGCCCUUCAGGUUGGUGUUUACCGUGCUGUUUUUCAGGACACGUUGUCUUGUUUCCCCCCUUUUUUAUUGCGAAGUUCGAAAGAAGGGUGGGAAACUAGUAUUUCUCAACGUUUACACAUUUUUUUGAAAGUAAAAUAUCAAAUAGACAAGAUGCCUGAAGCUAAAGUAAGCGUGAAGCUUUUCUUUCAAUUCACAGAAUAAUAACGAGAUAGAGUCAAAAAAUAUUCCUUCUCAGUAGUUACUGAUAAGAUACAGUAGCCUAUCAAGUCCAAAAAACACUCACUUUAAAAAAAGUAUAUAUCCCAUGACCGUAGUCGCACAUGGAAUGGCUCAGAGCGUCGCGGCUGAAAUAUAGUCCAAAGCUUGCUUGAAUUCCAGUAGGGAACUCGCAAAAGUCGUGUUUAUCCGGAUAGCUCCAAAAAAAACCGCUUCACAACCGUUACACCUAGUUAGGAUUAAUUGAAAAAAACAAUAUCGCUCAACUUUACUCUUAUAAAAAAAACCUGUGAAACAGUAUUAAGGUUCCGAAAACUACCCGGCCUCGAUUAUGUUGAGAGGAAUAUCAGGUUGAAAAGAAGUCCUUGAAAAGGAUACAUUAUCUUCUUCUAGACUGGAUCAAGCUUUGGCUGCAGAGACGAUUCAACUGUCUGAUACCUUAUCUAUUGGUAAAUCAUUUAUCAAUGAACUUAUUCAUUCAAAAUAAUUGAAGUUUCUGGGGUGCAUUUACUUCAUGUACCUUCUCGCGGACCUCAGAUACUCUUCAAUAUCCAAACCUGCAGCCGAGAACUUUUUGAACAAAAAAGAAUUUUUCGAGGAGCUCAACGAAAAAUAUUUUGGUGGGAAGUUUGCGAGUCGGACUGUGUGAGUUGGAGAAAUCCUUCCAAUAAAAUUCUAAAUAUUCAGAGGCAAGGAAUGUGUCAACCAAGUGGACACUGAAUGUUAUUACGCGCUUGAUCAGUUGGUGCAAAAUCCAGAAGGGUUUCUUUUUUCGAUCUUUUUUCUGAUUUUUUAUUGGUAAGUUGAGAUUAAUGAAUAACUUUCAACUACAGGGAGUACUAUGUAAUACGCCUUCUCACUUGGAACUCCGUCGUAGUCGAAGGCGGCGUGAUUUCUCUGAGAAAAUUGAUCACACCAGGUGAGACAGUCCCUAGAGGCCGUUAUUGAGGAAAACGGUUCUUCAUUCAAAAAAAAAACUCCAUUAUCUAGGAUUUUAAAAUGUUUGCUCCUGUUUUUGGGAUUUUUUCUAAAAUCGAGUAACGUCAGAAAUAGACCAAAACAUUCAUAAAAAACCAAACUUCAAAAAUUGUUUUCUUUCUGUUAAAUAAUUUUGCAAACCAAUCUCAAUAAGAACUUCAAGUUUUUUUUUAUAAAAAAGACUCGAAUUCAAUUCACUGUUCAGCCGUUAAAAACCGACAGAACAUGGACACGACCUAUUGGGAAGUCAAUCCAAAAGUCAUCGACAACAUCAUGACAGUCCGCUACAUGUUGGGUGCGUUAAACCAUUGAAAUAUCCUACUUAAGUCAAUAUAACCUUGAGCUUCUGCGACGCAAUAAGUGAGUCAAUGACAAAAAAAUUUUAAAAAAAUAAAAAUUUUUCUUGACGCAACUUUUGCUUUUUAACUUUGAAAUACUGUGUGGGUACGAAAUGACAGCAAAAAAAUCUUUUGAAAUGUGAAAUUUUGAAGAAAAAUAAUUUUGAGAAAAAUCAAAAAAAGAGGAGAAAAAAAUUUUGAACAUGAGAGCUCCUUGGCAACUCGGUCGCUUCACAAUGAAUCUUUCAGAAGGGAUGUUUGUUAGCGGCGCCGUCGAGAUGUCGUCCGAAGCGACGGGCGACGUCCUGGUGAUUGGAAUCGGCGGCGGAGAUCUCGUCAACCAUUUCGCUUCCGUCUAUCCCAAUGUUAGUACUUUCUCCAAAUCGCUAAUAUUUCAAAAAGCUCCACAGAUCAAAGUCACUGCCGUUGACAUCAGUUCAGUCGUCGUGGAGUUUGGCCGGAAAUACUUUGGGUUGAGAGACCAUCCAAACACAAAAAUACAGAUCCGAUAUGGAGAGGAGAUUCUGCGAGAGUACGCUCAACAAGGUUCUUCUGAGCGAAAUCAGGAACGUUGAACUUUCUCUGAUCAGGAAAAGUUGUGAACGCUAUUCACGUAGACGCCUGUUUCAAUGAACUGAUCCAAGGCGGAUGGGCCUGUCCAGUGCCGACGUUCGCGACAGAAGAAGUUAUGAAGGACAUGGCGGCGGUCAUUGGGAGCAAAGGUCUCUUUUUUAUCCCCUCCAACUUCUAGUGGAAAAACUCCUUUUUUCAGGAAUAGUCACGUUCAAUAUGCUUUAUGGCAUCACGGCAAAGCAGAAGGAAAUGGUUGGAGAGGUAAAGUUUUUGAGAGGAAUGGAACAAAACGGAACAUUUCCAGUUCCUUCAAAUAUUGUCUCCUUUCUUCAGAAACUGCUAUGUAUAUAGCCUUCCGUUGCUGCCAAACAAUGUGAGCUAUUAAACUUUCUACUCGAGAAUGUUUAUCUUUAGGUGAUCGCUUGUCACAACUUUCCAUCAGGUGGUAACUUGGAAUUAACAAAGGAAUCCAAAAAGUUCAUGAAAGACCACGGUACUGAGCUUUUACUGGUAAGAAGCCUUUUUUUCUGGUUCUUAUAAAAAGGAAAAUUCAGCAAGACGUCGGCUUUACCUUCAAUAAGUACCAAAAAAGAAGGAUUCCGGACGAGUCUUUGUAG
This is a messenger RNA of Caenorhabditis auriculariae, 3172 nucleotides long. The record is from the annotation of a GenBank genome assembly. Lineage: Eukaryota; Metazoa; Nematoda; Chromadorea; Rhabditida; Rhabditidae.